UACCCUCAGGGAGGCAUGUGACGGCGUGACUCAGUCCGUCUGCAGUCAGGAGCUCCUUCGCUGCCCCUUAUGUGCGGCUUUGAGGAGCGCAGCGCUGAGACGUGCCUGUGAUUAAAGCGCCGUGCGAAAGUGCGCACAGGCUCAGCCGAAGCCGCAAACAUGGACUGCGGGAUAAUGACCUCCAAACUGAUCCUUUUGCUCCUCAGCUUGGUCUUCUGGGCUGCUGGAGCUGCUCUGACUUAUGUGGGCGUCUCCGUCAUAAAGAGCUACAAUAACUAUGAGCACUUCUUUGAGGACCAGUACACCUUCAUCCCCGCUGCCAUCAUCGUUGCCAUCGCGGUGCUGAUGUUCAUUGUCGGUUUCGUCGGUUGCUGUGCUACUCUGACAGAGUCCAGUGUCGGGCUGGGAUUUUUCCUACUUGUUCUCCUGGUCUUCCUUGCUGGGGAGAUCACUGCUUUGGUGUUUGGAUUUAUCUACAGGGGGAAGAUAAAGGAUGACCUGGAGCACACAAUGACUGGGGUGUUCCAGAAGUACGAUGGCCAGAACUCGGAGACGCGGGCAGUAGACUACCUGCAGACUCAGCUUCAUUGCUGUGGAGUGAAGAAUUACACUGACUGGAGAAACACGCCGUGGUUCUCGACCAACUACACAGUGCCCCUCUCCUGCUGUGCGACGCCCAACUCCGGCUGUAUUGGUCGGCUGGACCAGCCGUCACUGCUCAACACACAGGGCUGUGAGUUCAAGCUGGUACAACUCCUGCAAGAUGCAAUCAGCUAUGUGAUGCUGGUCGUCGUGGGCUUUGCCAUCUUUAAGCUGUUCGGAAUGGCCAGCGUGUGUGUGAUCACUUGUAAUGAUCGCCGGAGACGCUACCUGCCUCUAUAGACCAGAAUCUACGCUCAGCCGAGCCGGGGUAGUGCGAGCGAUGGACUCUGUUUUCCUGG
Molecule: messenger RNA, 941 nt
Organism: Brienomyrus brachyistius
Lineage: Eukaryota; Metazoa; Chordata; Actinopteri; Osteoglossiformes; Mormyridae
Gene: tspan36
Product: tetraspanin 36
Exons: 7
Coding region: 160-882 (240 amino acids)
Biological process (GO): regulation of vascular endothelial growth factor signaling pathway; protein maturation; protein localization to plasma membrane
Cellular component (GO): membrane
Source: RefSeq, a predicted model, not a curated record